AUGAGAAAAACUUCAAAUAAAAAGCAUUCCAAGGGAGCAAUAAAUAAUUAUUAUUUUUCUCAUUUUAUAAAAAGUUAUGAUGAUACCAUCACUGAAAAUCCUAGUAAUAAAACUUUAAAUGAUGUCGAGAAUGAUAAAGACAAUGGCAUCGAUAAAGAUAAUAACGAUAAUAUAACUGAUAAUCCUAGUAAUAAAACUUCAAAUGAUAUUGAGAAUAAUAAAGACAAUAGUAUCGAUAAAGAUAAUAAUGAUGAUAUAACUAACGAUCCUAGUAAUGAAACUUUAAAUGAUAUUGAGAAUGAUAAAGACAAUGGUGUCGAUAAAAAUAAUAGUAAAGAUAUAAAUAAUGAUAGCUCUAAUAUUAUUGACGAAUGGCUUAAUUCUUUGAGAACAAUGAAGAAAAUGAAUAUUAGCAGUGUAAAUUUAAAUUCUAACAACAACACAGUGCUGAUGACUGAAGAAGAGGGCACUUUAAUUUUGCACUUGUAUCCAGAUGACAAAGAAGGUAAAGGUAUAAAUGGUAAUGGAUUACCAAAUAAUGAAAGGAACCAGAAGCUUAAACAUCGGGCUCAAUAUAGAAAGAAUAAAAAGAGACUUCAUAAAGGAGAAUUGUUACCUAUCAAAGAAAAUCUGAAAUUAUUCAAGGGACCAUCCAAGAGACAACUUGAGGAAUCAUCUGAAAGGCUGAGACCUGUCAAAGAAAAUCCAGGAUUUGAAAAAUUUGAAGAAGUAUCAUCAGACAACAAAAGUAAUGGAAAAAAUCAUAAAAAGGAUGAAAAAAAGUAUAAUCUUGAUGAUAAAGCUGUAAAUCUUGAUAAAGAUUUACACAAAAUAUUGCAAUUUAUCCAUAAAUUGCCAACUUGUUCUUCUACUCGCUUCAAACAGUUAAUUGGUGACUUUUUGAAUGAUAUAAUUUUGAUGGAUAUUUCUUCUUCAAAUUGUACUAGAAUUCCAUUUAUAGCUAAAGACGAAAAUGAAAUUAAAAAUAUAUUAUAUAAAUUAGUAGGUAAUAUUUUUAAUUCUGUCACAGGAAGUACAAAAAGUCAAGUCGUCAAAGAAAUCUUGCAACGUAAAAAUCUACGCUUUCACGUGAAAGUCUGGAAAUCAUAUAUUUGCUUGCAAGCAUUCUGUUCUGCAAAUCUUAAACAAAAUAGAGGGAAGACAACCAGAUCACAAGCCAAGAAAAAAAUAAUAGAAGAAUAUACCAACAUAGAUCUUGGAGAUUUAGAUUUAAUGCUUCAGAUCUUGCCAAAAAUAUAUAGGUUAUUACAAGUAUUCAACGGCAAUUGGGUUCUCUUGGAUGUAUUUGAAGAAAUUACACUCACAUUCUUCAAAAGUAAAAUAAAAGUUGAUGCUAAUUUUGAAAUUUGGCUUAAUUUGGUAAGAACGGAAUAAAUGGC
Rhizophagus irregularis DAOM 181602=DAOM 197198 is the source of this 1400-nucleotide messenger RNA. The record is from RefSeq and is a predicted model, not a curated record. NCBI's taxonomy places the organism in Eukaryota, Fungi, Glomeromycota, Glomeromycetes, Glomerales, Glomeraceae.